AUGAUUGGUCGAAGAAAGGGUAUUCUCGGCGUGGGGACGCGGAAACCGGCCGGCGCAGCCUCGUCCGCUGCGAGCAAGGAAUUGUCUAGUAGCCAGAACGAUGUGGAGUUGGAAAACGAAUUGCGGCGAAAGCAGAUGGCAAGCAAGCUCGAAUGGGAAGAGCUUUUAGACAAUGAGGAAAUGCGAAAGCGACGGCGCGAGGCUGCAGCAAAUAUGGACGCAAUCGACUACCGCGAUGCAGUCGAUGACGACAAGAGCAGUGACGGGGAAAAACCUGCACCAAAGAGGCCAAGAAAGGGAUCAGAGGAGGACGAUGCUGUAGAAAAGGGAGCUGCAGCUCCACUACAACUAUUCCCUGUACUGGGAGAUAGAAAUAAGAACAAAACGAAUAACGCUGGUCAAGCAGGUGGUUCUUCUUCUUCGUCUAGUGCCGCUUUCGUCAGCAAUUUUGCUGGUGGUCGCGCAGUAGCUAGUAAUGACAAGAGUGAAUCAAAAGGCAACGGCACUACGUCAACCAAGGAUGUUGAAGACGAGUCAGAUGAGGAGCAAGAUGAACAACCGAAAAAGCGAGGCAUCCGUGGCGGCACUAAAGAAGCGAAAAAGGCAAAAAAGGCGCGAAAGAAAAAAGAAAAGGAUGAAGAAAAGCGACAAAAUAUGGAUGUGAAAAGUCGGAAAAGAGGUAGUUUCAAUAGCAUCACUUUUUUUGAAUAUUUUUUUGCUGCUGCAUUUACUACUUCUUGCUUCUAGACGUAGAUAGUCACUUGGUAAGUGAAAAAAGUUAAGGUAAUUACUUAGUAAAUUCAACACCUACUAACUUUCCAAUUCAAUCACGAUCCAAGAUUUGCUUGCCGUUGAAAGUUAAUUCAAACUCUUCUUUCAGACGAGGACCAGGAUAAAUUCAAGAAAGUUCUGCUCGUGCAAGGAGAAGACAAACCACGCACCAUCGACACGCGGCGACUCUGCACGUAUAUUGACCGGGAUGCUCCCAAAGACCUACGCAAACUGUACGGAGGCAAUUUUCGAGAGGCCGCGGCGAAGGUCGAAGAAGAGCGGGAAGUGGCCGACUACGACGAUUUGGAUUAA
Amoebophrya sp. A25 is the source of this 1083-nucleotide messenger RNA. The record is from the annotation of a GenBank genome assembly. NCBI's taxonomy places the organism in Eukaryota, Dinophyceae, Syndiniales, Amoebophryaceae.